AUGCUCGCCUUCCCGGCCCGCUACUCGCGCUGGCUGCCUCUGGCUGCUGGGGCAGUCGUCAUAUUUCUUUUUCUGCACCUCCGACACCCUGGAUUUGGAUCGUACACCCCACAAGUGAUUAACACCGAGUCAUCAAUAAUCUUAACAUCAAACCGAACAAGCACCACCAUCGAUGACAUCAAAUUCGGCAUCAAACCCGUUGACACAAACCCCACAUCCGCAACGUGCCGCUCACUACCCGGCAUCGAAGAUAUCCUUGUUAUCCUAAAGACAGGCAUCACAGAAGCACAAGAAAAAGUGCCCGUGCACAUUCGCUCAACUCUCCGCUGCAUUCCGAACAAAAUAAUCAUCUCCGACUUCGAAGAAGAAAUCGAGGGAAUCCAAACAUACGAUGUCUUCCGCAACACAAGCUGGGAAGUCCGAGAAAACAUCGACUUCUCACUCUACAAUCGCGCACAGUUGAACGGCCGCGCAGGCCUCAGGCAAGAAGAUACAGUCAAGGUCGCCAACAGCGCAGCCGGAAUGAGAGGCAACCCAGGUUGGAAGCUCGACAAAUGGAAGUUCCUACCCAUGACCGUGGAAGCAAGGAACUACCAACCCAAUGCAAAGUGGUAUGUCAUCCUCGAGGCCGACACAUACCCGAUCUGGCCGAAUCUGGUAGCGUGGUUGAACAAGCUCGACUCAAGCAAGAAACUCUACCUCGGCAACCAGAUGCAGAUCGGGGAGGACGUGUUUGCGCAUGGUGGAUCGGGUAUCGUUCUUUCUCAUGCGGCUAUGCAUGGAGUCGCGGAUGAGUACUUGGCGCAUAUGGAUGAUUGGCAUUUCCAGACGAAUAUACAUUGGGCUGGUGAUUGUAUUUUGGGCAUGGCGCUCAAGGCUAUCGAUAUCCCGCUUACAUGGGCUUGGCCACAUGUUACCGGGCAGUCUAUCUGGGAGCAGGAUGCUAUCAAUGAGGCAUAUGGGAGGCAGCAGUGGUGUUACCCGCCUUUUACAUUUCACCAUAUGACGACUGCGGAUAUUGAAACGAUGCUUGAGUUUGAUACGAAAUGGCAUGCGGAUGCAAAAAACUCUUAUCUCUUAUACCAAGAUGUCUUCCGCCUCCUUGUCCGACCAAAUCUUACAGCCAUCAAAGAAAACUGGGAUAUUUUCGCCCCCCAUGAGCUCAAAAAAGAAGGCGAUGAAAAUGCGUCUUACACCCGUUUCGAGUGCGCAGAAGAAUGUGCCAAAACGAUGAAUUGCAUGCAAUACAGUAUCGACAAGGCUGGUGCCUGUAAGAUCUCUGACCUCGCACUUGGCGGCCGACCUGCAGCGGAUGUCACGGCUGGUACGAUGAUGUGGAGGGUCGACGAAAAAGUGCGUUCUCUGGGCGAGUGCGAGCGCCCGCGGUGGGUUCAUGAGUAA
Messenger RNA from Penicillium pulvis, 1401 nucleotides. RefSeq lists its product as uncharacterized. Gene Ontology annotation, molecular function: glycosyltransferase activity. The record is from RefSeq and is a predicted model, not a curated record. The transcript is spliced from 2 exons. The coding region runs from base 1 to 1401 and encodes 466 amino acids. Gene Ontology annotation, cellular component: membrane. Lineage: Eukaryota; Fungi; Ascomycota; Eurotiomycetes; Eurotiales; Aspergillaceae.